This is a messenger RNA of Zasmidium cellare ATCC 36951, 888 nucleotides long. RefSeq lists its product as uncharacterized. Gene Ontology annotation, cellular component: membrane; Golgi apparatus. Lineage: Eukaryota; Fungi; Ascomycota; Dothideomycetes; Mycosphaerellales; Mycosphaerellaceae. The transcript has 5 exons. The record is from RefSeq and is a predicted model, not a curated record. Gene Ontology annotation, biological process: vesicle-mediated transport. The coding region runs from base 1 to 888 and encodes 295 amino acids. Gene Ontology annotation, molecular function: small GTPase binding.
AUGGCGAACAGGCAGGGCUACGAUGUGGUCGUCGAUGUAGAUGCUGAGGGAGAUCUCGGCCAUACAGACCUUAACGACGACCUCGAAUUCCACAACUCCACAUUCGACAACAACAACGCCCGCAACAAAAUCCCCUCCGACUCCCAACAAAGCUCCUUCCUGAACCCCUCGCGCCAACCCUCGUCCUCCUCCAAACGCUUCCUCUGGAGCAUCUCCUUCUACCAACAAUUCUUCGACGUCGACACCGACCAGAUCCUCCACCGAUGCCGCAGCACGCUGUACCCGCGCCAAAACUUCCUCGACGUGAUGGAAGGUAACCCGGACCUCUACGGGCCCUUCUGGAUCGCGACCACCGUCGUCGUGAUCCUCUUCCUCACGGGCACGAUCAGUCAAUACCUGGCGGAGAAGGGCAAGGGACACUUUGCGUAUGAUUUCAGACUGCUGUCAGGAGCUGCGGGGUUGGUGUAUGGAUAUUUGAUUUUUGUGCCGUUGGGGCUUUGGGGGGUGCUGAAGUGGUUUGGGAGUGAGAGUGCGAAUCUGCUGGAGUGUUGGAGUUUGUAUGGGUAUGCGAAUUUGAUUUGGAUUCCGGUUGCGAUUGUGAGCUGGAGCCCGUUGACGAUCCUCAACUACGCGUUCGUGGGCGUUGGAUUUGCUUUCUCGGCUGUAUUCUUGUUCAGGAACCUCUACCCGGUCGUCUCUGCCACGGAUGCGAAGACUUCGAGAGUCCUCCUGAUCGUGGUCAUUGCUCUACAUGCCGGACUUGCCAUCGCCAUCAAGAUCCUCUUCUUCGCACACGGCAGCCCGGCCUCGAAGGCAGCGCCCAAGGAACCUGAGGGCCAGGACGGAGAUGCUGCUCAAAUGGUUGCCCGAAUGCUGCUGGGCAUGUAG